AUGGGUUCUUCUUCGGUGAUAACCCCCGAAGAUGUAUUAGAGUCUCUGAUGAACGAUGGUACCAUUGAUGCUCUCAGGUUAAAGAUCAUCAAUCAGCUCAAAGCCAAUGAAGAGCUGAAGAAGACGACCAUUAAAAUGGCGGAACAGAGCAAAGUUCUCAAUACUCCUGGGGCCGAGAAACAAACAAAAAGAGAGCUUUUUGAUGCACUUAGGCAGGAGCUUGAAACCCAAGUGCUUGAGAAGGCCUCUAAGUCUGUUUGGGAGUUAAUUUUAGACAACAAUGGAUUGGGAAAGGAAAUCAACCAUACAGUUGAAAGGGUAUUUUGCAAAUUGAGUGGCCGCGAACCGCCGCUGUUUCUUCCUCCCGAUGCCAAUGAAAAGGCCAAUGACAAGGAAAAAGAAAAAGUAAGAGAGAAAGGUAAAGGCAAAGGCAAAGGCAAAGGCAAGGAAACAGCAGCAAGUGAUCCACAUGAGAAGGAGAAAUCAAAUUCUGCAUCCAAGAAGAGGAGUUUUAGUGAACUAAAUGAACAAGGUGAAGGAGAAGACCAUCAAGUUGCAGCUAAAUCUGAUGAACCUCCAGCUGUUGUGCCUGAAGAAGACUCACAAGUUUUGAAGACUUGA
Prunus armeniaca (apricot) is the source of this 621-nucleotide messenger RNA. Lineage: Eukaryota; Viridiplantae; Streptophyta; Magnoliopsida; Rosales; Rosaceae. The record is from the annotation of a GenBank genome assembly.